GUUUAAGAGGCAACACCAGCAGGAACAAUAGCCACCUUAUACGCUUCUUUUUCCACUCGGAGCUUCCGCGAAAUGGAUUUUUCUGACGUUUUGAUACAAGAACAAGUGCUAAAUCAAAUAGUAUGAUAAAAUUUUUGGUUCGUCUUCGUUUUUUCAGCGCAUGAAAUUUGAUUCUUAGUUUUUUGCUUCUACUUGGACGAUAACGAUUGAUAUAGACACACAGCGUCCGACUGUAAAGCUGUUCAAUUUACGCAUACUACGUUUUUUUUACAUAUUGAAGUAGAAACAUAGAAGAUACAUUUACAUUUACAGAGCAUGGUAGUACUAGAAGGAGCUCUACUGGAGUAUUGAUUCAUUGUGCUAAAAAUUGUCCAAAAAUCCAUCCAAUCAUCAUUAUGUUUGAUCCGAACGCGUCUGCGGAUCUGAGUGCCCUCGACCGCGACGUCGAGGCCCAGCUCGCUGCCCUUGGUUUUAACUCCAAGGAUACCGAUGAUGCAGCCGCACUUUUGGAUGCAGCUGACGACCUGGAGGCACAAAUAGCCGACUUGUCGGAUGAAGAGGCGGAUGAACUGCUUGCCGGUGGACUGUCAGACGACGAGGAGUUGAAGCAACUUGUUCAAGGGGAGGGGAAGAAGAAAAGAAGGAGUCCACCUACGUCGAGUGCAAGUUCUACUUCGCCUCCUGGUCCUCCAGCAACUACUACAACAUCACAGGAGGAGGUCCAGCAACCUGUAGAGGCUGUGGUCUACCGAACUGCGGAAGAGGAAGCUGAGCAUGCAGCGGCUUUGGCAGACCUUCUAGGAAACGACGAGGACUACGGUCCGUUCUCGUUUGAGGAGGUGGAGCUGUGCACCUCAGUGGAGUGGAUGGAGUCUCAUGAUGUUUUAGAAUGGUGGUCUGCGGAGCUGCAGGAAAAACGCAGAGGGUUGUUAGGAAAAAUCGAUACGAUUGUGCUAGAGAAAAAGCAAGUGAGUGCACAGAAACAAGGUCCUUCUAAAACGUCUUCUCCUAGCUUUGCGCCUAGUGGAAGAACUACAGAUCAGACCGCAGGUGGAGGAAAGAACACGACUAAAGAACAUCAAAACAACCUCCUGAGAAGUAACCAAAACAAGACGUCAUCUCCGACCACAACUACAACUGGAACUCCUAGAACGACUCCUAAUGCAGCCAGUGUCAAAGAACAAUUGGCGAAGGAGGAGAAGGAACUGAGGCAGCAAGUAGAGGAUCUAGAAUUCGAGAUCGACGGUGUCAAAAUGAAACUCAACAGUCUACAAGCAGACAUCCAGUGUGGAAAUAUUACCAAGGGAGACUACGAACAGAAGGUUCGCGAGCGAAUGGAAAGAGAUCGGAAAUUGGGAGAGUGGUAUUUUAUUUACUCAUACACAGAGUAGACAGAGGCAGAGCUCCUGCAGAAGCUUAAGAAUAUUUUUUUUUCAUCCAUUUUUUCAAACACGCCCACUACUUUUUAAGAAUAUUUUUUUUUUCAUCCAUUUUUUCAUCCACCCCCACAACGAACUUUCAGGUUUGUUUCCCACGAACGUCCUACCGACGCAAAGCAUUGUCUUCGACGUUGCGAAGUGGCGAAGGCAGAGUUUGUCGCGGCAGAGCCUGUUGAUGAGCGCACUCGUGUCCUCCUCCUCCGUGAAAUGGACAUGCGUGUUCUGGCCUACAAACAAGGCGCACAACGUUGGGUCUCCUUUCUACACGCCUGGCGCCAAUCGAAAUGGGCGUUAACACAUGCUAAGACAUUGUCAGCUCACGCCAAGACUCUAGAGGGGCUUCGUGACGAGAUAGAAGAUGACACAGCGGUCAUUUCGAGGCGGUAUCUACAGAGUCUCCAAUCUCGGAUGCCACCAACAUUCAAUCGGGCAGUGUUGAUGGGUUUGCCGGAAACGGAACGUCAAAAGCAACUGCAGGAAUUGAGAGAGCGAUUCGUGAAGCAAGAGGAAACGUUGAGAGAACUCAGUCGAGAAGCUUUGGCUUCGGCAAAUAGUUGUGCGGCAGCCGCUUCAGGUACUGCGACGUCGUCUUCGUCCACGUCGCAAACAAACAGUGCUGGAGUUGGUAGUGAGAGUGCUGGGAAGACGUCCAAAACAUCGAACGCAAAGCCCGCGAAGAAAGCAGCAGGAGCGUCGUCAGGUGGUGGUGCCGCUCAAGGCGCAUCCAGCGCAACCGCAGGUGACACCGACGGCACAGCCGCAGCCGUGCCUCCAGCGACCGCUGCGCAGAUGCGCGAGCUAGCAGAGGAGCGGAAACGGCAAGCUGUUGCGCUUCACCAGAACCGCAAGGGCAGCGCAGCUGCGGUCUCCUGGUGCGACACAGCAUUGAAAGAUCCAGAGCAGAUGCUUCCUCUGGUCACCGAGGGUGAAGUUUUGUUUAUGCGAGAAGUCGUUCACGAAGAGAUCGGUCCAGACCAAUUGGAGAUCAAGUUGUCGCAUGACGGCAAAUCGAGGCCGUGGUGGGAUUGGGAGAACGCCUAUUUCAAGCUAGAUUUUGGGUUAGGCAAGGAAGACACAGCUGGCCGUACGAUUCCCAUGGGGGGCAAGACGAAUGAUUGGACCGCCUGUUUCCCAUUUCCGGAUUUUGGACACCGAAAUACGAAGUCUCUCACGAUGUUGCAGCACAAAAUCAAGCGAGCUCGAUUUUCCUUCGAGAUCUGGCGACCGAGGACCAUGGCUUUUAUGAUGGGUCAUAGGCCUAUUGGGCAUUGCACAAGAGGACUCAAGCUCAGCGGCCUUCUUACAGACGUGGAGACGGAAGAAGGCUGUGUAGUGUCAGCAGAAGCGGAUGAUCGACAGUACUACAACUCUCUAAAAAUUUCCACUUGUCAUCGCUUACAAAUUUCGAUACUGCCUUACCGCAAAUUUCCUACUUUUCAGAACAACUGAGGCUGAAGAUCGAUCUAUGAAAAUGUCAUGAAAAUGAUCUGCUAUCAAAAUCACCCUUGUCUUCUACAUCUCCUCAUUCUUCUAUCUUUAAACAUACUCUACAUCAGGGCGUCGAUGAAUUUCAAAGUCCGUUUUCGCGUGCGGACUCCGUUGCAACAGCCCAAGACCGUAACGCAGAGGAUAGAGUAUUCGAGUAUUGACGCCUACCCACCGUCUCUAGCAGCCUUUCCAGCUCAGUUGAACAUCCCGGUUCCUGUGCGGCCCCUACCCGAAGAGCGAACGGUUGUACCCGAGUCACCUAGUAUCACUAAUACGAAAGUGGAGCCCGCUCCUACAGCAGCACCAGGAGGUGCGUCAUCGUCGUCUUCCUCUAGAAUAGAACAAGAAGUGUCUACUUCACCAGUUGAAAGUGGCAUUGGUGAAGACCAGCACCAAGGAACUCAGCUACAGAAUAGUUCAGUAGGUGGUGAAAAUCGAAAUCCUACAGAUCAUGAUGAAAUUCUCCAGCACCAGCCAACUACUACUACAACAGAGGCCACUUCCUCUUCACAACCUCCUGUGGAGCUUCCAACCUACCCCUUGCCCCCUCUCUCCGCCGAAGAGUUCGACACUCUCGCAGCUUCUCGACCCGGCUUUUCUCACGAGUGGUGCAAUACAGUCGAAGGAUUGGGACAUUUGAUUACUCACCUUGAAACAGUAACGCGGCCAGGACAAGGCGACAGUAACAGUAACCCCACAGUAGCUGCCAUGAAAAGCAAGACUCUGGGAGAAGCUCGAAGCAAGAAAGCUCGUCUAGAGGAAGCAAUAGGAGGAGGUGAAAUCGAUUUUGACGCCUAUGUCGCACAAGUCCGUCAAGACUCGCAGAUGGACGCACGCUUGGCACUCUUCUAUAGAACCAAAGGUAGCAUGGACGACUGCAGAUUGGCGUAUGGAAGACAUAAAGUUCUGAAGGAGAGUCUAGAAAGCUUGCCUUCUCCGGAAGAUGAAGCGACCGGAGAAGCGACGGAAGAACCUGCAGCGACGAACGCAUCAUCUCAAGGAGCUGCACCGUUGACUACUGGAGAAGGAGCGGCUACAACUGGUGGUGGGGUCGUGUAGCUGUACUUCUAGUUGGCAGACAGAGUGCAGAGUUCCUCGCACAAUAAAUUAUAGUUGACGACGUUGAGGUUGAAGACAUCCCUCUCGGGCAGUUCCCCCUACUCUCCAAAGCCCUGCAAAUGACUUCUGUUGUUUGCUAUGUUGAUAACCUGUUGAUGCUCUUCAACAGUUACCUUUACAACGCCCACAGACACUGUCAAUCCUAUGAACACCCGUACAUUAAGUUUUUACGAGGUUCCCGAUGCGCCUACGCCUACUUGAUUGUCCAAGCAUUACAUAUUUAUAUGCCUAUGCUGUGAUUUCUCAGCGACCACAAGCAACGGCAGGAC
Molecule: messenger RNA, 4315 nt
Organism: Amoebophrya sp. A25
Lineage: Eukaryota; Dinophyceae; Syndiniales; Amoebophryaceae
Source: the annotation of a GenBank genome assembly